Messenger RNA from Ananas comosus (pineapple), 1670 nucleotides. RefSeq lists its product as uncharacterized. NCBI's taxonomy places the organism in Eukaryota, Viridiplantae, Streptophyta, Magnoliopsida, Poales, Bromeliaceae. Bases 42 to 1274 code for a protein of 410 amino acids. Gene Ontology annotation, molecular function: protein binding. The record is from RefSeq and is a predicted model, not a curated record. The transcript is spliced from 11 exons.
CUCCCCGUCUCCCCCACCCGCGGCCGCCGAAGCCAAAAGCGAUGCAGGCCCUCUCGCGCGCGCGUCGGCGCCUUCCUCCGUUCUCCACCCUUCUCCGUCCACGCCCUUCUGUCUCCCCUUCCCCCUCCGCCGCCGCCGCCGCCGCGGCGGAGCUCGGCGGCGCCGCCGCCGCCCCCGUCGCCGAGCCGUGGCCUCGCGCAAGGAGCUUCUCCUUUCGACCGCUCAGCCCAUUCGGAGUUACUUGUAGCAACUUGUUGCGUUUAACUGCUAGUUUGAAACAAUGGGGAGAUCAUCCAAUGCCAUAUCCCAUCAAUGGGGCCUGUUUCUCUUCAGAGGCAAAUAAAGAGUCUGGAGAUCCUACAGAAACCGUGGAGGAGCUAUACCAAAAAAUGCUAAAAUCUGUCGAAGCCCGAACCAUGCCUCCAAAUGCUUGGUUGUGGUCAUUGAUUAGUAAAUGUUCCAGUCAAGAUGACAUAAAGCUUCUUUUUCAGAUGUUAGAGAAACUAAGAAUAUUUAGGCUAUCAAAUCUUCGCAUACAUGCAAAUUUUAACAGCCAUCUUUGUAUGAGAGUCACUGAGACUUGUGCCCGUGUUGGUUCUCUUGACUAUGGAUUGAAGGCCUUAUGGAAGCAUAAUGUUUAUGGAUUAACUCCAACCAUUGGUUCUGCUCAUUAUUUACUGCUUUAUGCUAAAGAGCACAAUGAUGCUAAACUCAUGGGGAAGAUUAUGCAAGUCCUCCAGAAGAACUCAUUGCCAUUGCAACCGGGUACUGCCGACAUAGUGUUCAGCAUCUGUUACAACACCGAUAGAUGGGAUUUGAUCUCAAAAAAUGCAAAAAGAUUUAUAAAAGCCGGAGUUAAACUGCAUCGAACAGCGUUUGAUAUUUGGAUGGACUUUGCUGCGAAAGUCGGGGAUUCUCAAUCUAUAUGGAAGAUUGAUUCACUGAGAGCUAAGUCUGUGAAGCAACAUACUCUUACAAGUGGGUUUUCGUGUGCGAAGGGAUUUCUACUUGAACGUAAACCAGAGAGUGCUGCUACAGCCAUACAUCUUCUUUUCCAGAAUUUGCCUGAUCCGAAAAAGGAAAAAAUCGGGGAUGAACUGGAAAAGCUUGUCAGUGAGUGGCCGCCGGAGGUUGUAAAAAGACAAAAGAAAGAUGAGAGGAAGGUUCUAUCAGAAUCCUUGAAAGCUGACAUUCCGGCUAUGAUCAAUUCACUGUUAAACAUGGGCCUUGAUGUUAAGGUUAAUAUAGAAGAACUAGCUCGCCAGGAAGCUUGAAGUUAUUGCCAACCUCGGACAAUCGUUAGCUGAUGAUGAGCUUCAGGUUAGAAGGAGAUGUCAAAAGGGACAUAGAAGAGAGCGACAUUAUUCGACUUAAUUUUACGUAAUUCAGAGGGCCCUAAACUUUGUGUGACCACAAGCUUUAUAAUCUUUUAAUAUACCUAAUUUUUCUUCUCUUGGUGGGUACCAAAUUUUGACUCAAUUGGUAGGGGAACUUGGUGGUCCCUUUUUCGUGGCCAGAUUAGUACUGUUGUAAACAGUUCGUAUCAGCGCGCUUGUUGCUGGAACAUCUUCAUUCAUUUCAAUUGUUGUUGUGGUAAAAUGCUUGUUAUUCUAAAUAAUACAUAAGAGAAAAAGGUUGGACCUUAAUGUUGCGAAAUCUUAUUUAAAUUA